AUGGUGGCGGCCGCCCGAAGGGAGGAAGAGACGUGGGACGCCUCCGAAGAGGACGAGGAGGCGCUGUCUCUAAUCGAUCUCCCUGUCGUUGACUGUGGGGAGGAUCGCACCGGCGGCUGUGGAGGCGACGACGCGGCGGAGCUGACCAAAGCUCCGGAAGCGGAUGAUUUCGAGUUCCGCACGUUCAGUGGCGAACUCGACGCAGCCGAGGCUUGCAUGUGUGCAGCCGACGAGGUGUUCUUCCAGGGCCAGAUCCUUCCGCUGAGGCCGUCCGUGAGCUCAGACGGCGGCGUCUUCACCGCAAGCCGCUGCGGCUCGAGAUCGGAAUCCAUGGAGCGGCUCUCCUCCGCAGCAGGGAGCCUAGGUUUUGAGAGCAGCAGGAGCCUCAGCGGUCGGAGCAGCAGCAGCAUCAGCAGGAGCCAGUCAACGCGCUCGUCCCACAGCUCCUCCUCUCCCAACGAGGUAACGACCCGGCUCCCCGUCGCCGGCAACUUCUGCGCCCUCCCCAGCCCGAAACCCCACGUCUACUCCCGGAGGAAGAGCGCUACCGGCCCGGCCAGGAAGAGCUCCUCUGCGGCCGGCGCCGGCUGGGGACUUCUCCGGUUGGGCCUGCUGAGGACCCCCGAGAUCAACCUCGACGACCUGAGGCUGCGAAAGGCCAGCGCCGGCCGCACAGUGGCGGAGCUCUGGAAAGCCGGCGACCACGAUGGCCCCACGUUAGAAAAGAAGCCUCCUAAACAGGGCAAUGGCAGCGGCAAGGAGGGCAAACCGCGCGGCGGUGGUGGGGGCUGUCCUGAGGAGAAGAACCCGGGGACGAGGAGACAGUCGUCGAGAUCCUUCGGCAGCCGUCUCCGUUGCAGGUGCUCGCCGGAUGACGCCGUCAUCCCCCGCUGGUCGGGGGUCAUGAUGGACGGAACGGCGAGGAGGGAAGGAUGGCGCCGCCCGACGACAAGUUCGAGUUUGAACUGCGCCCGGAAGGUAAUGUGCUAUAGCCGGACCUUCGAGUGGCUGACGGAGCUGCCGGCACCGAAAGCACCGGCGGCAUAG
Molecule: messenger RNA, 1047 nt
Organism: Spirodela intermedia
Lineage: Eukaryota; Viridiplantae; Streptophyta; Magnoliopsida; Alismatales; Araceae
Source: the annotation of a GenBank genome assembly